AUGAGCAACCACACUUCCCAAGUCCUCUCGGUCGAGAACCGGGAUUCUUUCCUUGCGGAAGAUGAUGCCUGCAAGGAGAAACCACAGUUUGUCUUGACUGCCAAGGGAGAACUUGUCCGUCACACUGAUGCAAAGGCCACAAAAACAAGUCUGGUCCUGGAAAUCCCACGGCUUCCACAUUUUGACACCAGUGCUCUUUCUUUUGCUCUGGGAGAGUGUCAUAUUCAAAUAUCAUAUUGCAAGAAAUUUCUGGCAUUGUAUUUUCUGGAGGCAGAAUUGGUGUGGAUGCUGGAUUUCAACAAGCAAAUUCUCUACAAAUUCGACUGGAAAGCUAACAACCUUGUGAAAGUGGAAAGAUGCUCCAUUUCUUUCCAGGAGAAUGCAACAACAGAAUGGGAACUGGUGCCAUCCGUGAAUGCAGCGGCUGAAAAGAAAGCAACAACACAAGCCCUGUUUUGUUCCACACAAGGACAUCACAAACGAGCAAUGGAUCUGCAUGCCCUAGAAGAAGCUAUCCGCAUUUACAAGAAGAAUCAUGGAACUUCUCAUCCGGAAGUCGCAAGAGCACUACUGGAUCUUGGAAAUCUCCAUGAUGAUGCAGGGAGUUACAAUGAUGCCAUGGAAAGUUUCUUUGAGGCUUUGGAUAUCUACCAGAAUCUUUUUGGAAAUGACAGCCUCCAAGUGGCAGAAGUUUUCUACUGCAUGGGCCACACUCUUCAGAACUGGGACUCUAUGGACCACGCGCUGGAUUGCUUCGAAGAGUCCCUGGACAUUCACAAGCCACAGCUUGGACUAGAUGCUAUGGAGAAUAUUGGAAACGUUCACUUGGAGAAGAAAGAGUAUGGGCUUGCCAUCGAGUGCUUUGAAGAGUGCCUAGGAUGCCUUCGCAUUGAGCUUGGCAAUAUCCAUGGGAAGGUUGCGGAUGCCCUCAUCGCCAUGGGGGAUGCCCAAACUGCCGUGGAACUUGGAGAUGAGGCAUUGAGAUCAUACCGAGAAGCUCUUGCGAUCAGGCUCUACUUAUUUGGAGAAAAUGACAGUAGUGUUGGCGCAGCUUUGGAACGGAUGGGCCCAGUUGAAUUCCGUAAUGGAGAGUAUGAGAAGGCUUUGAGCAUGCUGGUGGAGGCUAUCCGAAUUCGACAAAACAAUGAUGCUGAGGAAGAUGUAGGCUACAGUAAUGUUCUGUUCAUGAUCGGAAACAUACACAAAAUGCAAGGCAACGAUGAAGAAGCAAUGGAUUGGUGGACAGAUGCGUAUGAUGCCUUCCGGGAGUUGGGGCUGGAAGAGGGCAAUCCUCAAGUUGUUCAGGUCAUGGAAGACCUUCUCCAACAGGAGAAUAGAGAGGAGAGGCGUCACAAUGAACGGUUUUCCUGUUUGAAAGCAUUUCAGAAAAUGCUCAAAAACCUGGCAAAGAAAUUUUGGAGGAAGAGGAAAGUUUCGCCAGUGGCAGAGGGCUGA
Seminavis robusta is the source of this 1455-nucleotide messenger RNA. The record is from the annotation of a GenBank genome assembly. NCBI's taxonomy places the organism in Eukaryota, Bacillariophyta, Bacillariophyceae, Naviculales, Naviculaceae.